AUGCCACCCAGGUCCACGGUUGCGGGGGGUGAAGCCGUGGAUAACGAGCAUACCCAUCCCGCGAGGAACGCGGGUCUCGCGGGUCUCGCGGAUCUGCCUUGUGAGAUCCUGAACUCCAUCUUUGCAUACAUUGGUAAAGAUGGGCUUGCCAAACUGGCUCGUGUCUGCGGAAAGUUUAACGUCGUCGCGUCUGCCCUGUUGUAUCGUCGUCUUUUUUGUCACUCGAUAUGCAUAGAGGAUGUCGUCCUUACGCACAAGUCGAUGGACACUUUCAACGCUAUACUCGAGACCAUCCACGCGUAUCCAGAGAAGUACGCCAACUUGGUGCAGACUCUGCAGAUCAACUCUGUGCCCCCUAAUGAGACUGAGCCCACACAGGCCUUGAGCCCAAAUCGGGAUGACAGUUUGAUCAAUCCUGGCAGAUUCUUUGAGAGCCUGCUGAGAAUCACUUUGAGUCGGACCUUGAACCUGACACGCUUCGAUUGGAACAUACGUGCUGAGCUCCAUCCGAGUGUGUUUCGCGCUCUCAGCCGCAUCGAUGCGUUGCAGCAUCUCUGCGUUCGCUAUCCCAAGAUUCCACAACUGGAGCUCACCGAUAAGCUCAUCGUGGAAGAGCUGCGAUCUUUCGUUAAGGAUGACCUCUCGAAUCGCGAGGGUCUGCAGAGCGACUACCUAUAUCCUGAGUCGAAUAAAACCAUGGCUGCGUACCGCGAGAUCAUAAUGCCUGAGGCUACAAAGACCUUGGCUCGACUCUCGGACCUCAAAUCUCUGGCGGUGUUGGACAUUGAAGACAUGCGUGCUAUCGUUGAGGUGGCCAAGUGCAUCGGCCAGAGCUAUUCCACACUCAAGACACUGAAGCUGUCCUUCUCGGAGGAGCGUUCCAUGAUGACUCGUCGACAGUCGUUUUCGUAUUUCAUGCCCGCCCAGAUCGGUCCCAACGUAGCCCAGAUGCAGCCGCAGACAAUCCCGGAUCUGCUAGACCAAGCCACUCCCACUUGGGAAGUCGUUUUCUUAGAGCAAUCCGUCCAUGAGACUGUCCUUGCUUACUUUCUCGGUGCGGGACCUCGCCUGGAACGGCAUGAGACGAAGCUGGGCCAGAAGAAAAUCCCUCAGAUGAUGAAUGACCCUUCGUCGCAGAGCGUGCAUGAUAGAGAUUUCGUCAAGGCCAUGGGUUUGCUCGCCGGAGCGAUGCCGAAGUUGAGCGCGGGGGACUCUGAGUUGUGGAAGUCGCUUCACAUACUCAAGCACGUCGAAAAAGCAGCAAAGCUAUAUUUACAGCUGAACUCGCAGUCCCCCCAGCCUGGAAUGCAGUCCUCACUAACCCGUCGUUCCCCGAGCAGUCGUACUGUCACUCCAGGACUAUUUGCAUCGAGCCGCAGCUUGCACUCGCUCACGGACGUUGCGGUCGACCAUCCUGGUGCUGUUGACCAUGACAGCAUUUGGAAAGCGUGUUUCGGUGACCUGCAGAUAAGCGUAUUUGAGAGGUCCGUUGAGCAUGAGAUCGAUAGUAGUAUCAAGGAAAAGUGGGCUCUCAGGAAUGUCAGGUCCCACGGGACUAGGACCAGGUCUACGUCCGCGGAAAGAAAGUCUCAUGAAGACUAUGUACGCGCCAAGCACGGCAUGACUCUACAGAACCUCUCCAUUCAUUUGAUUCCUGUGAACCCGUGCGUACUUGAAGCUGCUGUCGAUCUGGUCUCGCUCAAGCACCUGUCGCUAUUGAACGUCGGUUCUCAAACUUCAACCUGGAAACUGCUGCAGGACUGCAAUGAAGUGCAGCCUCUGCAGUUGGAGUCAAUCCACACCGACCAUGUUACAGAGACUUUCCUGGGGCUUGUCAGCACUCUGAACCGUGUUACAGAACUCUUCCUAUUUGAGCGUAGCAGCCAAGCUUUUCAUGCUCCUGGGUUCCACGAGACAAGCCUAGUCGGUAUCUCGGAAAUCCGGCACGACAUCCUGCAGCACCAUAUUAAGCAUCUGCGACGCCUUGUCAUUCGUAACGAUGAGCAGAAAAAGUGGGCGAUGGAUCCGGCAACAGUGUGUCUCGUCUGCACCAGGGGUGUAAACCUCAUUGAACUGAGCGUUGGAGUGAACACCAGUAGUCUCCACAUGAUGAACCAGCAACUCCCUGGGUUGACCUCGCUUGUUGCCCUGCAGAUGGACUGGCACACCCGCAGGACGUGCACCAGGACACUCCGGGCGGCGCACACCGGUAUCGUGGACAAUGUGCUUGGAAUCCAGAAGACCCGCAUUGAAUACGUUGCUAUGUGUUAUAGCAAGUCCGGGCCCACUGAGCACCGUGUGAUGCGCAUCAAAAACCGUGCUGCUCAGCUCAAGAGUUGGGCCGCCGGCGCCGGCGCCGAACUCAAUGUCGCCCCAGCGGUAGUCCAUGGCAAUUCACUGAGCGCGUACCAAGCUCACCGUGCAGCGGCGGUGGCAGGCACGGGAGUGGCGGAAUGUCCGUUCAUCGAUAUGCAGGACAUCGAGGGCAUCAAGAUGUGGGAGAGACCAAAUUGGAAGAUGAAACUGUAG
Aspergillus homomorphus CBS 101889 is the source of this 2529-nucleotide messenger RNA. RefSeq lists its product as uncharacterized. NCBI's taxonomy places the organism in Eukaryota, Fungi, Ascomycota, Eurotiomycetes, Eurotiales, Aspergillaceae. The transcript has 4 exons. The coding region runs from base 1 to 2529 and encodes 842 amino acids. Gene Ontology annotation, molecular function: protein binding. The record is from RefSeq and is a predicted model, not a curated record.